GGUGAACCAUCAGAGUCUCAUCAUGAAAGUCCGUCACACUUUGAUCGUCUUCUUCUUCUUCCUCUCAGAUCUGCAGGAUGGAAACAACGGUCUGGUCAAAGCCCAAGUCUAUUCAGGAGCUGAAGGAGGAGAUGUCAGAGUUAAAUGUCCGUCUACGUUUCAAAGCAGGAAGAUCUUCUGUAAGGAACCGUGUGAACAAGAAGACAUUCUCAUUGAAACAAAGAAAUUCAAAGAUCAGAAAGGCAGAUACAGCAUUGAAUGGAUGAGUGGAAGCAGAGAUGUUGAUGUGACCAUCAGACAGCUGACCAAGUCUGACUCAGGACUGUACAGGUGUGUUUCUGGAUCUUCAUCACAGCAGAUUGAAGUCAUCGUUAUAGAUGCUCUGCUGGAUGGAGAUCCUUCUGAAGAAAAAACCCUCUAUUCAAGAACUGGAGGAAAUGUCUUAGUUGAAUGUUUCUUUGAUACCUCUGGAUCCAGGAUAUACUUCUGUAAGGGAGAAUGUAAAGAUGAAGACAUUCUUGUUGAAACAACUGAUUUCACAGCUCAGAGAGACAGAUACAGCAUCAGAUAUGUACCAGGAGCUCCAUCAGGAGUAUUUCUGUAUGUGGGCAUCAAACAGCUGACCAUGUCUGACUCUGGACGGUACCGGUGUGUUCUGGACAAGCCUUUAGCUUCAGAUCCUUACCAUGAGUUUGAGAUCGUUGUCACAGAUGUCCCAUCAGCCUCCACAGCAACAACGACUCAGAGUUUUAACUCCACUUCAGGAAGUUCUGGACCAACAACUAGAGGUGUGUGGUUGUAUGCAGUGAUUGUUGUGGUCAUUGUCAUCGUCUCAGGACUGGCGCUGAUGAUAUUCUGUAUUCGGAGGAACACCAAACCUGAUGGUGUGAACACCAGAGGAACCUCAGAAGGCACAAACAUGGAGAUUGCCCUCUAUGAGAACUGUUCUCCAGUCUCCCCAUCUGAAGACUCCACCUAUCAGAGCCUCGAUCCAGCCAGCAGGGAUCAGGACCAAACCUACUCUACACUCACACACACAUAACACACAUGACCUGGAUUCUGUUGCUGUGUAUUUAUGUGGAAAACCCCAAAACAUAUGGGUUAAUCUUUCCCUCUGUUCUCUGCCCUUCUUUAAUUUCUCUUUAGUUUUUAGUUUUUCUUUAUUAUUUUCUGCUCUGGUAUUUGUCCCAGUUCCCUUUCCUCAAGAAACAUUUUAGUUUAU
This is a messenger RNA of Anoplopoma fimbria (sablefish), 1222 nucleotides long. RefSeq lists its product as uncharacterized. Gene Ontology annotation, cellular component: plasma membrane. The coding region runs from base 23 to 1042 and encodes 339 amino acids. The record is from RefSeq and is a predicted model, not a curated record. The transcript is spliced from 7 exons. NCBI's taxonomy places the organism in Eukaryota, Metazoa, Chordata, Actinopteri, Perciformes, Anoplopomatidae. Gene Ontology annotation, molecular function: transmembrane signaling receptor activity.